UUUUGUCGCGGCCCCGGUUUCAAAGUGCCGCCUGGUCUCGGGUUUGGUGCGUGCCGCUGCUGCUGCCGCUCUGAGAGCCAGCCCAGGGAGUCCACACCGGGCCACUCCCCAUGUGGUUGAACCGCGGCCUUAGGAUCAUGGGCCUAGGCCCAGGCCCAGGCCCAGGCCCAUGCCCGCUCCGAGCCGCCGGCCGCCUUCUCAAUCCUUCCCGCUCCAACGGCAGCAAGAUCGGUUCGAAACCACUCGACACAUCCCUGUUUGUACCGUUAGCGCCCAGAGUGAUCCCGGGGCCCGGGGGAAAUGUGGGAGCAGAACUGAGCAAGGAGCUGAAUAGGACUGAGGCUCUCAGAACAUUGAACAAGUUCUACAAAAGGAAGGAGAUGCAGAGACUGGGCAGUGAGAAUGGGCUGGAUGCUCGCCUUUUCCACCAGGCCUUCAUUAGUUUUCGAAAGUAUGUGAUGGAAGUUGAAUCCCUGAAUGUGGAUUUGCACAUCAUCCUCAAUGAUAUAUGCUGUGGUGCAGGUCACAUUGAUGAUCUCUUUCCUUAUUUCCUGAGACAUGCCAAACAAGUGUUCCCAAUGUUGGACUGUAUGGAGGAUCUGCGCAAAAUUAGUGAUCUAAGGUUACCAGCCAACUGGUACCCUGAGGCCAGAGCGAUUCAGAGAAAAAUCGUCUUUCAUGCUGGGCCAACAAACAGUGGAAAGACACACCAUGCCAUCCAGAGCUUCUUGGCAGCCAAGUCCGGAGUCUAUUGUGGUCCUUUGAAGCUGCUUGCACACGAGAUCUAUCAAAAGAGCAAUGAUGCUGGAGUGUCAUGCGACUUGGUGACUGGGGAAGAACGAACCUUUGUUGAUCCAGGCGGGAGGCAGUCAGCUCAUGUUGCUUGUACCAUCGAAAUGUGCAGUGUAACAACACCGUAUGAAAUUGCUGUAAUUGAUGAAAUCCAGAUGAUUAGAGAUCCUUCUAGAGGCUGGGCCUGGACCAGGGCACUGUUGGGACUUUGUGCAGAAGAAAUCCAUAUCUGUGGAGAAGCUGCAGCUGUUAACCUGGUGAUGGAGCUGAUGUAUGACACAGGAGAGGAAGUUGAGAUUGAAAGUUACAAGCGGCUAACUCCCAUGACUGUUCUGGACUCGGCCCUGGAGUCUCUGGACAAUCUGCGUCCUGGUGACUGUAUUGUGUGCUUCAGUAAAACCGAUAUCUAUUCACUGAGUCGUCAAAUUGAGGCUCGUGGACUGGAAUGUGCAGUGAUAUAUGGCAGUCUCCCACCUGGAACAAAGCUGGCUCAAGCAAAGAAAUUCAAUGAUACUGAGGAUCCCUGUAAGAUCAUGGUCGCUACUGAUGCCAUUGGGAUGGGUUUGAAUCUGAGCAUAAAACGCAUCAUUUUCAAUUCUCUGGUGAAACCAAGUAUAAAUGAGAAGGGAGAGAAGGAGAUGGACAGGAUAACCACUUCACAGGCCCUGCAGAUUGCCGGGAGAGCUGGCAGGUUCAGCUCAGCCUUUAAGGAAGGGGAAGUUACUACAAUGCAUCGUGACGACCUUCCAGUGCUCCAAGAAAUCUUGAGCAGGACUGUCGAACCCAUCGAGACAGCGGGAUUGCACCCCACAGCGGACCAGAUUGAGAUGUUUGCUUACCAGCUGCCUGAUGCCACCUUGUCGAACCUGAUUGAUAUAUUUGUGAGCCUUUCGCAGGUAGACGGACUAUAUUUUGUUUGCAAUAUUGAUGAUUUCAAGUUCCUGGCUGACAUGAUUCAGCAUAUCCCGCUGAACCUCCGUGUGCGAUACAUCUUCUGCACCGCACCAAUCAACAGGAAGCAUCCCUUUGUCUGCACCUCCUUUCUAAAGUUUGCCAGACAAUUCAGCAGGAAUGAGCCACUGACAUUCGAGUGGCUAUGUCGUCACAUUAACUGGCCACUGACACCACCAAAAAACAUCAAAGACCUUGUACACUUGGAGGCUGUACAUGAUGUAUUGGAUCUAUACCUGUGGCUAAGUUACCGGUUCAUGGACAUGUUCCCAGAUGUGAAUCUUGUGCGAGAUAUUCAAAGUGAACUGGACAGCAUCAUUCAGAUUGGAGUGACGAAUAUCACCCGCCUGAUCCGUGCAUCGGAUUCUGCCUCCACGGCAACCACCACAGGACCUGAUGAUGCUUCUGUUUAUAGAGGGAUAUGGACAAAUGGCAGGAUAAAUAUGGAAGGCACGAUUACCAAGGAUCGGGCCGACAGCGGAUCAAGGCAAAUUCGCGGGUCAAAGGCUUUAGGCUACAGAGUGGUGGUUGGUAAAGCAGAUGUGCCUGAGAGAGCUGGCGACUCUUUGAGUACAAGGCUGGUUCAGCAAGGACACCUCACAGCUGAAUUACUGCAGCAGCUUCAAGAGGAGUGGUCAGCAAGCCAGGUACAUGGUCUCCAAGCUCCAGGAGAUUCUGCUGCUCAAGAUCUGAGUAAAAUUACUUCCAAAGGAUUGAGAAAGAAGAAGAAGAAAUAAAUUCACCAUAUUUAUUCAACUCUGAAAAUUUUUUUUCCAGUUUAAACAAUAAAGAAGUGAUUGGACUGAG
Carcharodon carcharias (great white shark) is the source of this 2550-nucleotide messenger RNA. It is a transcript of the gene supv3l1, whose product is annotated as SUV3-like helicase. NCBI's taxonomy places the organism in Eukaryota, Metazoa, Chordata, Chondrichthyes, Lamniformes, Lamnidae. The transcript has 15 exons. The record is from RefSeq and is a predicted model, not a curated record. Gene Ontology annotation, cellular component: mitochondrial degradosome. Gene Ontology annotation, molecular function: hydrolase activity, acting on acid anhydrides; RNA helicase activity; ATP binding. Bases 111 to 2480 code for a protein of 789 amino acids. Gene Ontology annotation, biological process: RNA catabolic process; mitochondrial RNA 3'-end processing.